GGGGAGAGGGAAGAGCUCCCAGGGCAGAGCCAGGCUUGGGGUGGGCACCUGGGGGUGUCUCGCCCGUCUCUUUCCUUCAGGCCGGUACGGCCAGGUUCCAGGCCAUUGAAAGAUGCCCCCCAUUUGAAUACAAUAAAUAAAAGCCAAGUGUCGCUUUCAGAGGCGCUUAACCAGACGGGCCUUGUGCCCUGUGAGGUCAGUAUGUUCUCUCUGGAAGGUGCCAACCCCAGGGGAGAGGGAAGCAAUGGCAGGAUGGGCUCUGGGAUGACGGGUAGGGGAGCAGAACCGGGGAGCAAGAAGGACCAAGGAGAAAAAGGAAGGGAUAGCAAAGGAACAGACACACCAUUGCUCCCUGGAUUAUGGUGACUAGGACCUAGUCUACACCUGAUACUUAGGUCAGUUGGCUACCUUCCUCAGGGGUAUAGUUAAGCACAUUGACCUACCUACUGCCUCACAAGGAGGUGGAUUUACUACAGCUAUGGAAAAAUCCCUGCUUCACUGUUACAAGCAUCUGCACUACAACUUUGUCGCUCUAAUACAUGUAGUGUGGACAUACCGUAGCAUACUCAACUAGCAAUGGGCAUUAAGCUCUAUUGACCACAUCCCCACCUACAGGACAAACAUUUUCAAUCCAAGUUGAGGGAGGCCAGUAUGUCUGCUUAACUCCUUUGUCAAUUAGGGUUCGUUAUUCUAGGACUGGUCUACGUUUAAAAGUUAGGUCAACAUAUGGGCAGGGUGUAAAAUCCACAUCCCUGACGGAUGUAGCUAUGCCAACCUGACCCCCAGCAUAGACACAACUGUGUCAAUGGAAAAAUGCUUCCAUCAAGGUAGCUUCCACUGUUCAAGGAGGUGGGGUUCCUAUGCUAAUGGGGGGUCAAAACAAAAAACAAACCUUCCCAUCUGUGUAGGCUGAUGUAGCUAUUCCAGCAUAGUCUCAGUAACGUAGACGUAUCCCCAUGUAGAUAAAGCCUGGGGCAACUAGAUCUCUGUAAGAUUUCCAGGGCCAGUGUGGGACGGUAGCAUUUCCUGCCUCCCAUAUUACACAGAGAGCAGCAUUCCUUCUCCUCGGAGAGGCUGGAAGCUUUUAGAAGAGAAUGUGGAAAUUCUUAUAAUUUUAGUUAGCAUAGCAUGGAUGCAGAGCAGUUACAGGCUAGGUUUUAGAUAUGACUUGUGUAUGGAUGUUGGCUUUGUUUUGAAGUCUCUUCCCACCACUCCUGACCCCCCAAAAAGUUCUCCUAGCCACAGCUGUCUUUCUUUUAAGGCUUGUUAGCAGGCAGCUUUAUGAUGUUUACAUAUGGCUUUAAUUGUAUCAGCAGUUAAUUCCAUUUGUGGUUAUUCCCAUGUUAACAGAGCCCCUUGUUUAAUGAAUUUAUCUCCUGCUGCAGCAGACAUGUCUUUGCUAAGGAGACUUUGUACCCAUGUUACAAAUCAAACUUAAGUAACUUGUACAUGGCUGUGCAAGAGUCUCAGGGCAUCACUCAACUGAAUCACUUGCGAUAGUUUCCGCUGUGUGUUCAUCAGCCCGUGCUUGACAUGCUUGUGUUCACAAAGCGUAUUCUUAACAAUCCCAAGGGCACCUCCAUUUGACUCAGGGCUUGCAUUUGCUUAAUAAAAAUGUUAAUUGAUGGAAAGAAAACACAUUUAGAGGCAUGCGUGGGACUUUGCUUCUUGGGAGAUAAACAUUAUUUUCUUUUUAUAGAAAAAUAUUCUCCUGUGAUCACGUUGUAUGUUUCCAUUCCCACAGUGCUGAUUUGAAAAAAAAUCCUGCAAUGUUUCUAGUAGCCUGUAUAUUCACUCUGAACACACAUACAGAUAAGGGUUAAUGCAAAUAAAAGCAAAGGCAGGAAAAUUCUUAGUUACAGGGAUGCAUUAUUAUUAUUAUUUAUUCAUUCCAGUGAAAUAUUUUCUAAAAACAAUUUCCCUGCAGUGUUUGUAGCCUAAACUUUGAAGCUUUGUCCUAGUGCCAGAAUCUGAUUGUAAAGUUGACUAAAAUACAAAAGUGAAACUAACUAGUUAAGUCUCUCAGUUCAUGCUAAGAGAAACAAAAAACAAAAACAGAUAGUGCAAAGUUAUACAGUAAUUAAAAAAAUCACAUAUAUUUCUAACUUGACCCUCACCUAAGGUUUUCUCUAAUUUUAACCCCUUGUGCUUAAUGAACGGCCUGAACUAUGAUGCACAAGAGUAUCUGUUAGCUGGAAACCUCUGCUAUGUGUUGCCCUCAUGUGAGUUAAGGAUGCAAUUACAGCGAUCAUUGAAUUGUUUUACUUCAGUGAGACCCACAAUAUCAUUCUCAUAAACACGUAUUUUUGUGAUUUAAGACAUUGUUUAGUUCAGCUUGCUAAAUAUUUGAGCCACUUCAAAAUGAAUAGCAGUUUAUUCUUAAUGAACAGAGCUCUCUCUACUUUGUUUUUUUUUAAAGGUGUUCAGCCACCUUUUAUCUAAACUGGGAUUCCUCCCCACUCCAAUCACCUGGCAUCUUUCCCUAUCGUUAUCCCUCCAAGCAAAGCCAGCCCUCUUGUAUAUUUUUAAGGAGAAUAUAUAUAGAUAAUAGGUCUUACACUGUGGAUUUAUCAUUCUUAAAUACUGAUUUUCACUACUUUGAGGAACAUUUCUGGCCUACUUGGCAGUGUCCUGGCUAUUGAGCAAUGAAUGGUAAGGAUAAAGACAAAUCUUCUAUUUCAGUGCUAGCAGUAAGAGCUGCUGGAUAACACAGCUUAGUCUCUGGAGACUGAAAUGCUUUAGUCUAACCCAAGUUAUUGGGCUAUAGGGUAAGUAGGACAUGUAAUGGCUUGUGAUAUAUAGGUCAGACUAGAUGACCUAGUGGUCCCUUCUGGCUUUAAGCACUAUGACGCCAAAAUUCCCCAGGAGCUCUUGAGUAUUACAUCCACAACACUGCCAAUCCUGGGAGUAAAGGAUCAGGUCCUCACUUGGUAGAUAACUGUGAUUCCUCUACACCACUGACUCAAUCCCUGAAAAUGAGGGCUCCAAAGAAUAACAAACAGGACAUUGGUUGAAACCUAUUAAUGCACACUUUCUCUCUGUAUGAGCACAAAGCACUUUCCUCCACAGCUGUUGUCUGCUUGAGCAAAUGGUCUACUGAAGUAUACAAAAUCCUUCUGUCUCAAAUGCUCCCAAGGAUGAAGCAGGCAAGCUCAGCAGGGAAGCAGGAGAGUGCUAUGUGCAGGCAGCCGUGAUACAGAGCACAGCGGCAUCAAAGCACCUUGGAAUAAAUGUGAGUACAAGUUUUACAUUAAUUGAAUCCACCUUGGAAAGCCAUGGCCGCUGCCUCUCACCUGAACUCGGAUGCACUUCGGGAAGUUCUGGAAUGUCCUAUUUGCAUGGAGACCUUUACUGAGGAGCAGCUGAGGCCCAAACUCUUACACUGUGGGCACACCAUCUGCAGGCAGUGCUUGGAGAAACUCCUAGCAAACAGCAUCAAUGGGAUACGCUGUCCCUUCUGCAGCAAGAUCACUCGGAUCACAAACUUGGCUCAACUGACGGACAAUCUCACGGUGCUGAAGAUCAUAGACACCACAGGACUAAAUGAGGUUGUGGGCCUUUUCAUGUGCAAAGUUUGUGGGAGAAGGUUACCCAGGCACUUCUGUAAGAGCUGUAAUUUGGUUUUGUGUGACCCAUGCAAGGAGAUGGAACAUCUGCAACAAGGACAUGGUGUUGUUGCCAUCAAAGAGGCUGCUGAUGAACGGAGGAGGGAAUUUGGGGUAAAGCUUGGCAGACUUCGGGAGCUCAUGGGGGAUCUGCAGAAAAGAAAAGCAUCGCUGGAAGGGGUCUCCAAAGAUGUACAAUCCAGAUACAAAGCAGUUCUUCAGGAUUACAGCAAGGAAGAGCGCAAGAUCCAGGAAGAACUGGCAAGGUCACGGAAGUUCUUCACAAGCUCUUUGUCUGAAGUUGAGAAAGUAAAUAACCAGGUAAUGGAGGAACAGGCUUAUCUGCUGAACAUAGCAGAGGUGCAGAUCGUAUCUCGAUGUGACUAUUUCCUUGCCAAGAUUAAGCAGGGAGAUAUAGCUCUCUUGGAGGAGGCAGCGGACGAGGAAGAGCCAGAACUGACAAACAACCUACCAAGAGAGCUGACUCUGCAAGAGGUGGAACUCCUCAAGGUGGGCCAUGUGGGACCUCUGCAGAUUGGGCAGGUGGCAAAGAAACCUCGGACAGUCAACAUGGAGGAAUCUCUGAUGGAGACUGCUGCAUCCUCAUCAGCUACAUUUAGGGAAACUGAUGUGGUGCAAGAAGAGACUAGUUUGACCCCAAAUUCCUCACCUGCCAAACCAAGGAUGCCUGAAACAGCCACUAGCAUCCAGCAGUGUAACUUCCUCAAGAAGAUGGGCUCCAAAGGCAGCAUGCCAGGGAUGUUCAAUCUUCCUGUCAGCGUACAUGUCACCGUACAGGGAGAGGUGCUUGUGGCAGAUCGUGGCAAUUUCCGAAUCCAGGUAUUUACCCGCAAGGGUUUUCUGAAGGAAAUCCGGCGGAGCCCUAGUGGCAUUGAUAGCUUUGUGCUGAGUUUCCUUGGAGCAGAUCUACCCAAUUUGACUCCUCUGUGUGUCACCAUGAACUGCCAUGGCCUGAUAGGAGUGACUGACAGCUAUGAUAACUCACUAAAGGUGUAUACCAUGGAUGGACACUGCGUUGCAUGUCACAGGAGCCAGCUUAGCAAGCCCUGGGGCAUCACAGCUCUGCCUUCAGGACAGUUUGUAGUGACCGAUGUGGAAGGGGGAAAGCUCUGGUGUUUCACAGUGGACCGUGGUGUUGGGGUAGUCAAGUAUAGUUGCUUAUGUAGUGCUGUGCGCCCAAAGUUUGUUACUUGUGAUUCUGAAGGGACCGUAUACUUCACUCAGGGGCUAGGACUCAAUCUGGAGAACCGCCAGCAUGAGCACCACCUCGAGGGGGGCUUUUCAAUUGGCUCUGUAGGUCCAGAUGGGCACUUAGGCCGCCAGAUCAGCCACUUCUUCUCAGAGAAUGAGGAUUUCAGGUGCAUCGCUGGGAUGUGUGUGGAUGCUAGGGGAGACCUUAUAGUUGCAGACAGCAGCCGUAAAGAAAUCCUGCAUUUUCCUAAAGGAGGUGGCUACAAUAUCUUAAUCAGGGAAGGCCUCACCUGCCCUGUUGGCAUAGCCAUUACACCUAAAGGGCAGCUCCUAGUGCUGGACUGUUGGGAUCACUGCAUUAAGAUCUACAGUUACCAUUUGAGGAGGUAUUCCACACCAUAAGGGUGUUUCCCUGGAUAAAGCUACUCUUCUCAUUAUAGAUUCUCCCUGCCUUAUCAUCGUUUAACAGAAGUUAGUGCUGCAUUUGCAGGUAGAUUAUGUCCUAUUCCGAGCUGUGUCGCUAUUUUGUGUUUAGAAACAAAAUAGCCUUUUUUAUUUGUGUAAUUUAAA
Molecule: messenger RNA, 5387 nt
Organism: Dermochelys coriacea (leatherback sea turtle)
Lineage: Eukaryota; Metazoa; Chordata; Testudines; Dermochelyidae
Gene: TRIM32
Product: tripartite motif containing 32
Exons: 3
Coding region: 3276-5219 (647 amino acids)
Molecular function (GO): protein binding; zinc ion binding
Source: RefSeq, a predicted model, not a curated record